Molecule: messenger RNA, 2072 nt
Organism: Nicotiana tabacum (common tobacco)
Lineage: Eukaryota; Viridiplantae; Streptophyta; Magnoliopsida; Solanales; Solanaceae
Product: palmitoyl-acyl carrier protein thioesterase, chloroplastic-like
Biological process (GO): fatty acid biosynthetic process
Molecular function (GO): fatty acyl-[ACP] hydrolase activity; acyl carrier activity
Source: RefSeq, a predicted model, not a curated record
CCAGAUUCCACUGGUUCCCUGCUUUUUCUCUUUCUCUUUCUCUCUCUCUCCGAAAAAUUUGAAAAAGCAAAAUUGAAUUUUAUAAUUUAAAAAGUAUUUAUUUACGGAGAAAAAAGGAGCACUACAAGAUCACAAACCCUAGAAAUUUCGAGAAUCUUAUAUUUUUCAUCGGGUUUGCUUGAUCAAAAGUGAAGUCUUUUAUGUUAUCAUAUCAGGUGCAAUACAUUUCUUCGUGUUCUCUCUAGAAGUUUCUCCGCAGAAAAAAACGGAAAAAGGGAGAACAGUGUCACCUUUUGAUCUGUUUCUUUUGUUCGGAAUCUGCUGAUAGUAAUACACAACAAAUUUGAAAGAAGCGAGACUGACUCGCCGGUAUAUAAUAUUUUUAUCAUGGUGGUCACUGCUGCUACUGGCGCAUUCUUUCCUGUUGCUAAUCCACCUCCUGAAUCUGGUGGAGCAAAACCAUCUGGAAAGGUAGGAGGAAGUCUUCCUGGAAGUAUAGAUGCACGGGGGCUCAAUGCUAAGAAGCCUGCUUUUGGGAGUCUACAAGCUAAGGCCAAUGCUCAAGCUCCUCCUAAGGUGAAUGGAACAAAGGUAGGCGUUAUGGAUGGCCUCAAAACUGAUGAUGAGGUGUUUUCUUCACCUCCUCCAAGGACCUUUGCAAACCAGUUGCCUGAUUGGAGCAUGCUCCUUGCUGCCAUCACAACUAUCUUUUUGGCUGCUGAGAAGCAAUGGAUGAUGCUUGAUUGGAAGCCUAAGCGUCCUGAUAUGCUCGUUGAUCCAUUCGGUUUAGGAAAAAUUGUGCAGGAUGGCCUUGUUUUCCGUCAAAAUUUUAGCAUCAGGUCCUAUGAAAUAGGGGCUGAUAGGACUGCUUCUAUAGAAACGAUGAUGAAUCAUUUACAGGAAACUGCUCUUAACCAUGUCAAGUGUGCGGGACUCAUGCAUGGUGGGUUUGGAUCAACUCCAGAAAUGUCCAAGAGAAAUUUGAUUUGGGUUGUUACCAAAAUGCAGGUUGUAGUGGAUCGCUAUCCUACUUGGGGUGAUGUUGUUCAAGUUGACACUUGGGUGGCUGCAUCAGGGAAGAAUGGUAUGCGGCGAGAUUGGCUUGUCCGUGAUAGUAGUACAGGGCAUGUAUUGAUGAGAGCAUCCAGCUUAUGGGUGAUGAUGAAUAAGGAGACAAGGAGAUUAUCUAAAAUACCGGAGGAGGCUCGGGCUGAAAUUGAAGAUUAUUUUGUUGAUUCACCUCCUGUUAUUGACGAUGACAGCAGGAAGUUACCAAAACUUGACGAGACAACAGCAGACUACAUUCGAACUGGUUUAACUCCAAGAUGGAGUGACUUAGAUGUUAACCAGCAUGUUAAUAAUGUCAAGUACAUUGGCUGGAUUCUUGAGAGUGCACCCAUGCAAAUACUGGAAGGCUGCGAGCUCGCGGCCAUGACAUUGGAGUACCGAAGGGAAUGCAGAAGGGACAGUGUGCUGCAGUCACUGACCUCUGUACUGGACAAGGGUGUCGGUGACUUGGAUGACAUUGGGAAUGUUCAGUGUCAACAUUUGCUUCGACUCGAAAAUGGUGGAGAGGUUGUUAAGGGGCGGACUGAGUGGAGGCCAAAACGUGCCAUCAAUGGAAUUGGGAGCAUCGGCGGAUUCCCAGCAGAAAGCUUCUAGUUCCAUUACUUCCAAGUGCUGGAGUUGAAGUAAUGUCAGUUGCUGUAUGUCACAAUCCCUUGUGAAUCCUCCAACUUGUGCUCUUUGAUCUUUACAUAUUCUCUGCAUAUAUAUGUGUGUUUCAUUUUUAUCCUUGCUUUUUUUCUUCUAUUCCCCCUUGCCUCAUCUAUUAAUCUUUUUCUUUAUUUCCUUUAGAAACUAGUUAAAGUUAUCAGAACUAUUGUAAGUAGCCUUUGUGUCUUCUCUCUCCCUCAUUCCCCUAAUCCAGAAGCUUCCCAUCUUUUGUCCCUUAUCUUGCUGUCAAUUGAAAAUUUGGCCUAAAUGGCAUUGCUGAACAGGACAGCAAAUGGAAUAUUUUUUUAUUGUGGCUAUUCUUUAUAUCUGUAAUGCAAUAUAUUGUUCUCAAUUGC